This is a messenger RNA of Gambusia affinis (western mosquitofish), 9128 nucleotides long. Its product is annotated as thyroid hormone receptor alpha. The coding region runs from base 1447 to 2688 and encodes 413 amino acids. NCBI's taxonomy places the organism in Eukaryota, Metazoa, Chordata, Actinopteri, Cyprinodontiformes, Poeciliidae. The transcript has 10 exons. Gene Ontology annotation, biological process: retinoic acid receptor signaling pathway; positive regulation of transcription by RNA polymerase II; thyroid hormone receptor signaling pathway. Gene Ontology annotation, molecular function: RNA polymerase II cis-regulatory region sequence-specific DNA binding; nuclear receptor activity; zinc ion binding. The record is from RefSeq and is a predicted model, not a curated record.
GACACGGGACAGCACCCGAGCGCGGCGAACUAGUCAACACCGUGGAGUUUCCUCCCCCACGUACACCGUGACCGUGAAAUUCUGGCAGUCCCGGGAUGGCAGGUCGCUGCUGUCGCCUCUUUUCGCUCUUGACAGCGCGUUGAAAGAGGAAGCAGUCUCCCCCAGGAGCUUCAGGCGAACCGGCUGAAGCUGACCGGAAUUACACUGUAGCGUUCAUUUGUUUCUCUUUUCUUCAAUUUGCCGCUCUCGGUGAAAUGUUUUACUCUGCUUGAGGUGCUUUUCUAUCUGGAGUGGACUACACCGCUACAAAGUGAAACAGAAAAAGAGAAAGAGGCGCCUCGCAGUCAGUCACGGCGGUGCAAGGUGGACAUCCUGAGACAACCGAUCAGUUCUUAUCAAAAGGCAGAGCCGUGUACCAAGUCUUUAUCCUCAAUGGACCCAGACCAAUGCAGCUGCAAACUCUAAAAACUGACGGUAGCACCUUUUUUAUUUUUUACCUCCAACGAUCGUCCUGCAAUUUUCCCAGAGAAAACUCUUGUGCUCUCGAUCUCACUGGACUCUAGAAGUCGUCUCUAUUUUACUCAGGUCUUUUCUCCCAAUGCCUACCUCCUCCACUAAAACACUGUACUCAGAGACAACCUGUUUUACCUUCUAAACUCUUCAAACUGAUGAAGAGCAUUGACUUAAGACCUCAAACUUCCUGUCAUCUACAAGCUACAAAGCAGCCACACUGAUAGCCUGGGCUAGUGGAAAUUAUUCAAACUGGAAAACGUACAAUAGCUACUUCUGCCUCUCAUGGUCCACUUGUUGAAUCUGACCGAAAGCUAUAUGCCUCAGUUAUUAUUUUCUGGAAGACAUUUGUGUGCAGAAAACGCGAGGCGACAAUCAUUGAUGGAAUUGAUCCAACAGACAGGAGUUAAUAUCCAAGCAAGAUGCAAGCAGCACUAGUGUCUUCCAUUUGCCUUGGGGAGAAAAAAAUAUAACCAGGGAGAAAAGCGGAGUACUGCCUUGGAGAAAACAUAACUUCAUGUUUCCCAGCACAUAAGCCAGACUACCUAAGCUAUCUAAAUCCACCAGCAAAAAACAUAGGGGGCUUUCAGUGAGCUUAUUUUUACACCUAAAGCCUCCUAACAACGGAAGAAGGUUUUGAAAACUUCACCAGCUGUUUCUGUGCUGCCAUUGAGACCCAAAGAAACUUCCUGGGAGUUCAAAUGCAAAUAAUCUUCAUAGGUGGCAGAAGAGGCACAGAAGAACUGAGCAAGUGAAGAAGGAUGUAAUGCUCUCCGUCCGACUCGCCGUUCUCCCGUCCCGCUGUUCCCGCUCACGGAUUCCUCUGGUUGGCUGUUGAGAAGGCUGACGGCGAAUGCUGAGCAGGUCGACCUGUCUGAGGUACGCCUCCCGGCUCAGCGAUUGGUCGCUGGAUGCUACUGGAGUUGAACGGCAACGAUGUUCGACAAGCAGGAGAGCAAUUCAUCUGAGAGCGAUGAGAAAGGAUGGCCAGAUGUGCCGAAGAGAAAGAGGAAAAACAGCCAGUGCUCCCUGAAGAGCAUGUCUGCUCUUAGCGUCUCUGUUCCAGGGUACAUCCCCAGCUACCUGGAGAAGGACGAGCCGUGCGUUGUGUGUGGGGACAAGGCCACCGGCUACCACUACCGCUGCAUAACCUGCGAAGGCUGCAAGGGUUUCUUCCGCAGGACAAUCCAGAAAAAUCUCCAUCCUUCUUACUCCUGUAAAUAUGAAGGCUGCUGCAUCAUUGACAAGAUCACCCGCAAUCAGUGCCAGCUGUGCAGAUUCAAGAAGUGCAUCUCUGUGGGCAUGGCCAUGGACUUGGUGCUGGACGACAGCAAGCGCGUGGCCAAGAGGCGCCUCAUCGAAGAGAACCGAGAGCGGAGGAAGCGGGAAGAGAUGGUGCGGACGCUGCAGAUGAGGCCGGAGCCAGACAGCGCAGAGUGGGAGCUGAUUAGGAUGGUGACUGAGGCGCACCGGCACACCAACGCCCAGGGCUCCAGCUGGAAACAGAAGCGCAAAUUUCUGGCCGACGACAUCGGCAACGGUCAGCUGACGCUCACUUCAGACGGAGAUAAGGUCGACCUGGAGGUCUUCAGUGAGUUCACCAAGAUCAUGACCCCUGCCAUCACCCGCGUUGUUGACUUUGCCAAGAAACUGCCCAUGUUUUCAGAGCUGCCUUGUGAAGACCAGAUCAUCCUGCUGAAGGGUUGCUGCAUGGAGAUCAUGUCACUGCGCGCCGCCGUGCGCUACGACCCCGAAAGCGAAACGCUGACGCUCAGCGGCGAGAUGGCCGUAAAACGUGAGCACUUGAAAAACGGCGGGCUUGGGGUUGUUUCGGACGCCAUAUUUGACCUGGGCAAAAGCCUGGCACAGUUCAACUUGGACGACUCCGAGGUGGCACUGAUGCAAGCGGUGCUGCUCAUGAGCUCAGAUCGGUCGGGGCUGAUGAGCAUGGAGAAGAUCGAGCGGUGCCAGGAGGCCUACCUGCUGGCGUUCGAGCACUACAUCAACUACCGUAAGCACAACAUUCCGCACUUCUGGCCAAAGCUCUUGAUGAAGGUCACGGACCUGCGGAUGAUCGGCGCCUGCCACGCCAGUCGCUUCCUCCACAUGAAGGUCGAGUGUCCAAACGAACUCUUCCCCCCACUCUUCCUGGAAGUCUUCGAGGACCAGGAAGUGUGACAUCGCGCCCCGACGCUUCGGGUUUGGCAGUAAAGGAAGUAUCGGCCGUGGAUGAACAUCAUAGGAAAGACUGGAUUUUGUUUUCAUUUGUGAGAACGUGCCCUGUACAUUGUUCAGUUGUCUGUUUGCCCAUUUCUGUCAAACACAAGACUUGACCUUCUGCCACCAGCAAAAUCUCAUCAGCAUCAUGACACAGAAACCCAGGUGUUCUACAACUGGUAGUUUUUCAACGCUAUGCCAUAAACUUGCAUCUAUAUGCAAAUCCAAAUUGCAUCAAUGAGGAGGGCUGGACUGGUGCCACUCCUAAUGCAAACUGAGGGGCUUUGCUAGCGGCACACCUUAGUGAAAUCUCAAGCACAUGUCUUCGAGGGUUUUUUUUCUUGUCCUGGACCUGACAACUGGCACUUCUGACAAUCCCAACAACCAUCCCGCUGAACUCCCACCUCCCCAACACCUCCAAGAGCAAAAGCUUCCACUUUCAAUCCACUGUGGCCCUCAGAGUGUUCGUCGUCCUACCUCCGUCACACAAACCUUCACACUGAGAAACACACUCACAGAAUGUAUGUGCACAGAAAACAAAACAAAUACCCCAACACUGUUACCUCAUUUCUUGUCAAAUGUAUUUCUUUAUUUAUAUUUGGUGGGGAGGGAGGGGCCAGAUGUAGUUCAGUUAGAGGAUAUGGAGCCAUGCACCCCACAGUUACCCAUAUGCUACUGGCAACUGGUGAGAGAACAACUUUGUGUAAAACACUAAUCUACGAAGCAUUAUUUGUACUACGAGUCUUAUAGCCGAGGACACUACAGCAAUCACCGUGCAUCACUAGAUGUGUUGAACAUCACAGUGCAUUCUGUAAGCACUAAACUGUGAGUAUGUAUGGAGUCAGUCUUGGCAAAUAAAGCUUUUUGAGUAGCGAACAGUUGCAAAGUGCAGAAAUUCAACAUCGCUGUUCACAACUCCUUCCUCCGUUCUUUGGUCGGCCCUGUUGUAAUUCACCCUGAGUAAUCAAAGCCAAUGGGAGAAAUCCCUGAGCGGAGAUGAGAAUUGAGCGGAAAUGAGUAAGAAGGCAACGGCCAGGCUGGUGCUUCUUCGGCCUUUUACUUGCAAAGGUUCUCGGAUCAUAUUUACAUAUUUUUAGGGGUACGAACAAAUUUGCCUAUAUCUGCAUAUCCCAAUUGGCAAAAUUUAUGAUCUCCAAGCAAAUAAUCAGAAUAAAUGUUUAGCCUAUUCAUCUUAAAUUUGAGGUUCUAUCACCUUUAUUCUCAUUGAUGAAAUAUUUAAACAAUCACAAUAAGUCAUGGAGAACUUUCUCUGUUUUUUUGUUUUUUUUCUACACAUUUUUAUGUGGUAAUUACAGCUUAUUUGUGACUUUUGUUAGUAAUUUUGAUAACUUUCUCACUUUGGCUGAAUUUAGUUGAUUUUUAAGAUUUUAUCGAAUUUUACUGACACAAAGUCUCGUUCCAUUAUUUAUCACAGUCAGCCUCUCUGUCGUGUUCCAGUUAAAAAAAUAUGUAAAAUUAAUCUGAUCAAUAUUUGAUGAUCAAUAAUGCAUAGCACAGUGCUUUGAACACAUUAUUAUAACCAUCAUUAUUAUUAUUUGAUUUUAGAAGACGCCAAGAAUUUAUCAGUUUAUACAACAAACACAUGGCUUCAUAAAAAAAUCUACUAAAGCUUCACUAGUUGGUUGUGAAGUAGCUAUGGUUACAAUGACUGUCUGCUGAUUUCCAACGUGACUGAUUAGCAAAUGUUUUGCUAAUAUUUCCUGCAGUGUGUGGUCUUCAGGUCAUCAUUUACGGCUCUGACUAGAUUGCUCAAGCUAUUUUUAUUUUUUUUUAUUUUUCCUCCGUUUCCACAAGAACGUUUGUAACAAACAUACUUCAGCUGCGCCUGUAAAUUUAAAGCCUUUUAAAGUACCGGAGCUCUGAAUUAUUUCACCGAGCCGUUAAAACACAGCUUUUCAGUCUACAGGGCGUCUGUCCAUGAGUAGAUGAAAUCUGAAAAUACUGAAGACCGCCUUUAAAAAUGCCAAAUACUGCCUAUUUUAAUGGUUCAGACACAAAACAUGCCUUAAUUUGUUUUAUUACACAGUAAUAAAAACCAUCUUAGCCUUGCUGCAGAUGUUAGCUUUGCAAAUGUUGAUACAAAACAACCAGCAAUGAUUUAUACUGAUCAGUAAAAUGAUGCCCUGGAAGGUCAAAUUAAUAAAAUAUUUUUUGAUUAUAAGAAAUAAAAAGAAAACUAUAGACGAUUUGACCACAUCUAUCUAUGAGUUAUCUUCAGUAUUGAUGAAAAAUACUUAAUUAUAAUAAAACAUAAGCUCGUACAUCAAGGCUUAAGGUACAUUUCUAUGACAUUGCUUAUUUACUGUUAAUAAACAGAAGUAGGGAGGCAGUGGGAACGGAACAGGGGUGAAUUGGUGAAUUGGCUCGAGGCUGACAGUGAAGUUGCAUCAUUUUUUUUAACAAAUGAAGGAAAAAAAUAACUGCUUUAAAAAAUGAGUCUGGAAUUGUGCACCAUUCGAUUCAAAAAGACGUUUUUGAUCCCAAAGGGAAAUUAAAUGUUAUUUUAACUUAUAUUCUUCAAAGAGUUAUUGUAGAUUGUGAUGGUUGCUGGCAGGAAGGAUUUCCUGUAGCAGUCUGUAUUACAGCAAAUUUGAAGACGCCUCUGACUAAAGACACUCUUGUUUAUCAAAGACACUCUCGUGGCCUAAAUUAAAGCUCUACUAGCCCCAAAUUUAAGUCUUAUACAUGACCUGAGCAUGUAGCAGUCAGCUAAUAAUAUUUUCUUUGGCAGACAGAAAUGAUAGAAAACCUUUAAUCAUCUUUGGAAAACUUCUAGAUCAAAUCAUAGAGGAUUGGGUCGCUGUUCCCCAUCAACUCAUUGUCCUUCUAAACUCCAGCCUUUACUUUACACCAAUAGUUAUUUUGACCUUGUAGUGUAAUGUCUUACAGAAAGCACUUUUUUAUUCAAAACAUCUAAAGGCUCUUCAGCCAUUUCCAGCCUACACAGGGCGUCUGCAUAUAGAAUACCUCACCCAACUCAUAUCUCCUGAGUCAUUACCUCACAGACACACAUUCACUUUUCAGAUGCUUUUACUCUUUCAAACUGGCUUCUCUUUUUAUUUAUUUUUUAUUCCAUUCUUAUAAGUUGUGGGAAGCAGCCUCUCAGUCUCAGUGUUCUCGUCUUCAACCCCCUGAUCCCCCCAACCAACUCCUCCGCCUGUAACUGCCUGAAACCAACAGACUCUACCUCACCUCUCGUCUCCAUGGAGCCGCUUCUAGGAGCCCAACACGAGCACAACCGCCAACCUAACACACAAAACGCAGUGAUAAGCUGUACGUCCCCCACUGUGAACGGAUACGUCCGCAGCGUCGUUCUGCUGACGGCGCUGCUCCUUCUGUCAUUUUCACCUGGUUUGUUUUUCCCAGCUGCCCACGUGGGACCAAGAGUCGCUCUGAGUUCAGGUUUUUCUUUCAGAACCAGAGCUUGACGGCGGGCCGGCGGGUGAAGGAGUGACGGUAAAACCGUGACAGUUCUCCAGCGGGUGGAGCCGUUUCGGCCCCGGUCGGGUCAGGACUCUGGCGGGUGACUCAGCAGUUUUGGAAAGCACAUGAUGGACUGAAUUCCUCCCUGGGGAAACGAACACCCGGGCCUCAGAAAAGAGAGAAACUCUGUCAACCACGUCUCUAGCGGCCAUCCACUGCAAAAAAAAUAAAAAUAAAAAAAAUAUAGACUUAUCAGGUUCUCUUUUUUGCACUAAAACCACGCUGUCUGUAUUCUGAACCGGUCUGGACACUUUUCCUCUCCUUCUCGUCCUCCUGCUGUUUUCGUCUUUCGCUCCAUCUGUUGAUUCCGGAAAGUGAAGCUCAGCGCGCGGCCGGUAGGGAUCGCCACUCACUGGCUGCGUUUCCAUUGUCGAUAUUCAGCUGACGUCAAAGGGGAAAAAAACACAAUUUUGCAAAUUGAUGUGUUUCCAUGAAAAAAGGAAUGACAUUAAAAUCUCACUGAAUUAAAACGUGACAAAUCAUUAAAAAUCACGUCAGAAUGGAUGUAAACAGCUACAUGGGAUUUAUAGCGCUCAUCAUCUAUCCGCUGAGACUUGAUCUUUAAUUCAGACGUUGGAGCAACAAGCCCCGCCUACUUUGGAGCGGCUACCUAUGCUGCGGUUUGCGGAAAAGAAACUAUCAUCCUCCUUCCACUUCCUGUCUUCUUCGUCGUUUUCGCCAGUAGUAUCGGGUUGUUGAUCACGUGACUUGUGCGACUCUGCUAAAAAGUUUCCAUUGAAGUUUUGCAGAAUACACAAAGUUUGAUACGGUCAAAAAAAUCACCUUACCCUGUUGAGUUUUUUGUUGUUGUUUUUUUUUUGUGCUUUUUUUUCCCAAAACUGUCGUGACAUUAAGCUAAUUGUUUUACGUCAUUUCAGUUUGCGCAGUUUUACGGUUAAUGAAAUGCAGCUGGUGUUACUUAACUAUGAUGUGGAUUAUGUAACAUGCACUCACAAACACACACACACAGAAAGCGAAAUGAUGAUAAAGGAUGAUGGAGUUGUACGGACCCACAUUGCCUUGGUAUCACUGUGAGUGAGCGCCGUCACACACACACACACACGCCCACAGACACACACACAGCUGCCCUGUCGCUCAUUCUGAUAUGUUCAUGUGCCUCACAUGGGUGUAUCGUUACACUUCGUAGUGCUUGCAGAAAUAUUCAUACAUCUAACUUUUUCACGAUUUUGUUGCAUUACAACCACAAACAUUCAUCUAUUUCACUGGGAUUUCAUGUGACCAGCACCAAGUUUCACAUGAUGGAGGUGAAAGUUUUAAAUUUUUUGGAAAAAUAGGUAAAAGUUGCACCUAAUUAAUUUAGGGAAAUACCAAUAUCCAGUAUUUAUAUUGCUGUUGUAGCUGAUAUUUACCUGUAUUACAUGUUUCACUUCUCCUUCAACACCGUAAAAAAACACAGCUGACUUCACCACCAAACUACCCACAGUCCUUUGCUGCAUCACUAUCACUGUCACAGGACCAGACAAACAUUACAUCAGCAACGUCGACCCCUCCCACUCUAGAGAUAAACGGCAACAAGAUAGAAAUAAAUAUUGGUUGUUAAUAUCUGUUUAUCUAUCCAAAACAUGAUUUUAAAAAAUCACCAGUAUCUACCGAUACGAUACCAAUACUGAUUUUAGUGCUGAUGUAUCGUACAUACCUACUCAAAAGAUUACUUUGACACCCCUAAAUAAUGUCCAGAACACCAGAAGUGUGUGAUCCAAAAAAAAAGUUUGCUCACACCAGACCACAAACAUGGUGGUGGUAGCAUCAUACUGUGGGAAUGCAGACAAAGAAGCAUUUACAAGAGAAAUUAUAUAGAAAAAUGAUGAACUAUGCACUAUUACCUGCCAGUCUGUCGCUAAACAAACACAUCCCCACAGCAUGAUGCUGCCACCACCGUUAUUUACCACGGAACCAUUUCAUUUGUGUUGGUCUGGACAAUAAACUCCCAGUAAAGUACAUUAGACGUUUUUGGUUGCAAUAUGACGACAUGGGACAAAGUAAAAAAAUAAAAAGUAUGAAUUCUUUUGCUGUGGACUUUAUGUAGUAUACAUAUAAAUAUUUGUAAAUAUUUAAAGCUACAUAUAAAUAUAUAUAUAUAUAUAGUAUAUAUAUGUGCACUCAGGCCCAUUCAGAUGAUUUCACCAGGUGACAGAAUCUGGAUGAAAAUCAGCGGCGUUUCUCUCCGGCUGACAUGACGCUGCUUGUUUGACUCGUGGCGGUUACCAAGCAACCUUCUCAGUCCUCCAGCCUUUGAGCUCGCCUGCAGGUUAAGCCAGCUCUCUCCUCUCUGUUUUUUUCUUUUUUCUGUUCUUUUUGCUGAGGUCGAGGGUCAGCGUUCCCCGUCGGUGAUGUAGAUGUGAGCUGGCAGCGCCAAACGGUCGGCGGAGGAAAACCACAGCGGCACUCGUUUAUCUGCUCCAGGAUCUCUGGAGUCGUUCUGGCGGCUCCGUUUUGAAUUUGACAGAAAAAAAGAUAAUUCACUCCAACCCAAGGACGACUUUACAACCUUUGAAUCGAAGCCGCAGAAUAAAUCAGGUGUUUGUUUGUUUUGUUUUUUUACUUUGUAAAGGGAGAAUUGUGAUUUCUCUCCCUUUGUGUUUACAGUCGUCCAAACUGUGAAUCUGCUAAUCUCUGCCACUGCACCAAACCGUAACAGCUGAGGCGUUCUCCUCCUGACUUACCCAGGAGAAACGGCUCUGUCUCUAGCUGCGUCUGUCCGGCACCGUCCUCCUGACCUCCUGACCUCUGUCUCUCUGUUCCUGCCUGUUCUGCACCCAGACGCCCACCUCGCUCCUCGGAGCUCUCGUAGGUGGAGGACGAUAUGACAAUCCCUGCAGGAGUGUGUCUCCAUGUGGAAUGUAAAAUACUGCAGUAUUGUGAUUAAAGACACAUUG